AUCGUGCCCUGCAUGAACAAGCACGGCAUCUGCGUGGUGGACGACUUCCUGGGCAAGGAGACCGGGCAGCAGGUGGGCGAGGAGGUGCGCGCCCUGCACGACACGGGCAAGUUCACGGACGGCCAGCUGGUCAGCCAGAAGAGCGACUCGUCCAAGGACAUCCGGGGCGACCAGAUCACCUGGAUCGAGGGCAAGGAGCCCGGCUGCGAGACCAUCGGGCUGCUCAUGAGUCGCAUGGACGACCUGAUCCGCCACUGUAACGGGAAGCUGGGCAACUACAAAAUCAAUGGCCGGACGAAAGCCAUGGUUGCUUGUUACCCAGGCAAUGGGACGGGAUAUGUGCGUCAUGUUGAUAAUCCCAACGGAGAUGGAAGAUGUGUGACAUGUAUAUAUUAUCUUAAUAAAGACUGGGACGCCAAGGUAAGUGGAGGUAUACUUCGAAUUUUUCCAGAAGGCAAAGCCCAGUUUGCUGACAUUGAACCCAAAUUUGAUAGACUGCUGUUUUUCUGGUCUGACCGCCGCAACCCUCAUGAAGUACAACCAGCAUUUGCUACAAGGUACGCAAUAACUGUUUGGUAUUUUGAUGCAGAUGAGAGAGCCCGAGCUAAAGUAAAAUAUCAAACAGGUGAAAAAGGUGUGAGGGUUGAACUAAAUAAACCUUCUGAUUCGAUCAGUAAAGACGUCUUAUAGAGAGACUGAUCCAGCAAUACCCUCCUUCACCUCCAGUGACUGUUGGCGCUUUGUUAACUUGUGACUACAAGUGAAUGGGAUAAAGAAAUAGACAACCAGUUGGCAUUUUAAUAAGGAAACGGAAACAACCUUUUGGUGACGCAUCGGGAAGAAGAUUUGACCGUGAGGCUUUGUACUGCAUGACUGACUCCACACCUGUGAUCGCUGAUGGAAGAGUAGAAGCUAUCAGCUGAGAAUGGUCUCUUCCCCUGGACAUGAUAAGUGCCCUCGGUAGCAGUGUUUCAUUCAUACAUUUUGUCAGAUCUGCCAUCUAGCUGAGUUCAUUUCAUCUCCCUUUUUUAUAUAGUCAAGUUUGAAUUUGGAGUAAUUUUUGUAUGAUCAGGUACAAUUUAUCAAAACUGAAUUGAGAAAAAAUGACAGCAUUGUCCCCCAAAAUAGCAUCAAUCUAUUUUUGUAAACCUCUUCGUACUAUUAAAUUUUGCCCUAAAAGACCUCUUAUAAUGAUUUCUGCCAGUGACUGACAAUUACUUUUCUUUUUACUUACAAGAAGGAGCACUUUAAUUACCAGCUGAAAAAUCGGAUUUUUGGUAGUCCUGUCUUACACUAAUUUGAACUCUUAAACAUGGCUUCUGUUGUUUUUGUUGACAUUGUUAAUAAUGAAACAUAACAGUAAAACCAUCACCAUUUACUACCAAUAACUUAGUUCUGAAUGUUUUCUAAGAAAAAAUACACAGCAAGAAAAAUACAGGUUUAUAUUUUAAGUUAAAUAUUUUUUUUAAAAAGCUACAGUGACUGGCACUACGUGAACUUGAGGGUAUCUUCAGCCUCAAGUUCCCGGGAUAAAGGGCUUUCCUAAGCUCUCAGGGGUGUCCUGGAGCAGCGGUCGCCAGCCUUUCCGACCUCAAGGACCACCAGGUCCGCGGCCCGCCCGUUGGCCACGCUGCUGUAGGUAGAAGAGCCCCUCCUAAGGCUUUUCCUUGGGCUUCCCAUUGGUUGGUUGCAUGUUGAGCUUUGCUAUUACGUUUUCCUGUUCCUACAACCCCCCCUCCCCCCGACCUGCAGGUCAGAACCUGGUUCCCGUUGGGUAGCCUCUAGGGGAGGCUGUGCUUCGAAACUGACUUGUCACAGAGGGGAUGUUGGUGACACCUCAGGCCGCUGCUGAGGGGGAGGGGGUCCCCACCGUGAGGCUGGCCUCUUGAUCAGCACCAAAAGGUGUGUGGCUCGCGUGGAAAAUCAAAAGAAGAGAACAACAAGAUCAUUUCAUGUGUGAGAUUUCCUUUUUACUUUUCAGAAAAAGAGGGAAUGUUCCGACAUCACACAAGGCCUCCCAGACUUGGCCACAUAAUGUAUGAACCGGAACGGGUGUCCUAGGCAAAGCCCACAGGGUGGCACCGUAUCCUGCACAGAUUAUGGGUGGAAGGCCCACUAAGGUUUCCUAUCUCUGUCCUUGAUCUUCUUGGCCAAAACAAUGUGAGUGUACAGAAAUACUUCUGUAUAUUUCCGCUGACAACAGUUUUAAGCAUUUGUAUUGUUUGUAUUCACUUAGAGGAUUUUCUAGGGAAAGCUCAGUAAUUUUUUUAAAAGAUCAAUAUUGUUCAUGUAAAACAUGAAAAAAAAUGUAGUGAAACCAACAGUGCGGAUUUAGGGUGGGACUGAUACUCAGUGUUGCGGCCUCACUGCGGGGAACUGCAGGACAAAGCUGCAGUUUAUGUCUUUUUCAUAGCCCGUGUUCAGUCUUGUCCCACUUCCUCUCCUCAUCCCGAUCAUGCAGUAACAUCUCCACAGCUAGUGCCUCUGCAGCCUGGCCUGGGGGCGUCCCAGCCAGCUGGUCUCCGCGUGUGCUGCCUUGUUAGGUGUCGAGCAGGUUGUGCUGUGUGGAGGGGAGGUCUGUCUGACUGUCAGGGCUCAGCAACAGCCUCCCAGCCUGGAAGCCCCGUGUCACGCUCUGAUGUCCGCCUGCAGCUCUGCUGGGUGGGCUGUGCUGCCAGGCAGAGCUGACCUUUUGUAGUUUGGGGAGGAGUUUAUGUAAUCCCUUGGAGGUCAUUGUGAAAGGAUCAAGAACCAGAAUAGCCAUUUCUUUAAUGUCCAUUUAAAGUCUGCUCGUUUCUUGUUAGUGGGGUCGUUACAUUGUCACCAAGCAGGACUCUUGUUCAAAACAAAAUUUACAAUUAUUUGUGGCCUCGAUGUGUUCAAUCCUGGUUAAAGACAAAGCUGCUAAUGCUGUUUUAAUUCAGCACAUUAACCAGCUGUAAAACACAGACCUUUAUAAACAGGCACAGAAUCUCAGGAGUCGUACAUAGACCGUGCAAAGUCAUGUAAUGUGAAAAGCAGUGUUGCAUCAUGAAAGAGCGCCCACGCUGCUUGUAAAGCUGAUCUAAUUAAAGUGAUGUGUAAACGUUCCUGG
Messenger RNA from Myotis davidii, 3094 nucleotides. It is a transcript of the gene EGLN1, whose product is annotated as egl-9 family hypoxia-inducible factor 1. The annotation marks the transcript as partial. Gene Ontology annotation, biological process: peptidyl-proline hydroxylation to 4-hydroxy-L-proline; cellular response to hypoxia. The record is from RefSeq and is a predicted model, not a curated record. Lineage: Eukaryota; Metazoa; Chordata; Mammalia; Chiroptera; Vespertilionidae. Gene Ontology annotation, cellular component: cytoplasm; nucleus. Gene Ontology annotation, molecular function: ferrous iron binding; L-ascorbic acid binding; peptidyl-proline 4-dioxygenase activity. The transcript is spliced from 5 exons.